This is a messenger RNA of Cinara cedri, 707 nucleotides long. The record is from the annotation of a GenBank genome assembly. NCBI's taxonomy places the organism in Eukaryota, Metazoa, Arthropoda, Insecta, Hemiptera, Aphididae.
AUGUCUGCGGAUAAAUUUGUAAUAAAACAAUUAAAAAGUAUAAAUAGCAACGCAAAACUUUUUAAAAGGAAACAUAUAAGAAACAAACAAUUAAAACAAGUAGAAUCAACUGAUCAACUCGAAGAAACGAAAAGACAGGACAAUCUAUCUAACGGACAUGAUAAAGAACUUGAUGAUUCAAUAAAUGCUAUUGAAAAUUGGAAAGGUAAAGGAACCUCAGAUAAUAUUUUUGUUAAAUUUAACACAAAAGAAGAAAAAUUAAACCGAAAUUCAAAAUACAUGAGACCAACGAAAGAAAUUGACAGAAUAUUAUCGACAAGAAAAACUCGAUCGUCCAACAAUAAUUUAUUAUUUUUAUUAUAUUUAUUAUAUAUUAUAUUUAUAUUAAUUUAUUAGAAACAAAUACGCACGUAUCAAGAAAACGUUUAUCGUUACGAAAUAUUUGUCCUUUUAAUGCAGUUACCGUUUUAAUUACUGUUGCUUAUACGGAUAAUCCAAUGUACCAAAAGUUUGUUGAUGAAAGUAUAAACAACGAUUUCCUCCAAUUUUCCAAGAAUCUGGUAGCAACUGAGCCAACAGAUACCAUUUAUAAAAACCUAGUCUCAUUAUUGCAAAAAGUAUUUCUAGCUGAUUCUGGGGUUACAGAUACAAAAAUAAUCAACACUGAAUAUAAUCUUGGUUUUUCAUACGAGAAAAUCGUUCAAUAG